This is a messenger RNA of Parathielavia appendiculata, 1770 nucleotides long. Its product is annotated as MFS general substrate transporter. Lineage: Eukaryota; Fungi; Ascomycota; Sordariomycetes; Sordariales; Chaetomiaceae. Gene Ontology annotation, molecular function: transmembrane transporter activity. The record is from RefSeq and is a predicted model, not a curated record. The transcript has 4 exons. The coding region runs from base 1 to 1770 and encodes 589 amino acids. Gene Ontology annotation, biological process: transmembrane transport. Gene Ontology annotation, cellular component: plasma membrane.
AUGGAACCCGCCUCCUCCCCGGACGAGCAUGACGACGACAUUGACGAGGAGCACAACCCGCCUUCCGCCCUCGCCCACACCGCCACCCGCACCUCCGUCACUUCAUCCGCCUCCCGCCCGCCAGACUACGAAGUCACCCUCGAUGCCACCGACCCAGAGAAUCCCCGCAAUUGGCCCCUCUGGUACCGCACCUACACUGUCCUGGCCGUAUCGUACGCGACCUGGGUCGUCGUGCUGUACAGCACGAGCUACAUGGCCGCGAUCCCGGGCCUCAUGGCCGAUUUUGGCGUCGCUGACAAGCCGCUGGCCACGAUGGGCCUGACGUCGUACCUGCUGGGGCUGGCGGCGGGGAGUGUGGUGGUUGCGCCCAUGAGCGAGCUCUACGGGCGGAGGGCCGUGUAUCUCGUGUGUAUGGGUGUGUUUGUGCUGCUGAUUGUGCCGUGUGGGGUGGCGGGCAGUUUGGGGGUGAUGGUUGGAGUGAGGUUUAUUGGGGCGGUGUUUGGCGCGGCCAUGAUCUCCAACAGCCCCGGGACCAUAGUCGACAUUGCCGGGCCCGAGACGCUCGCGCUGUGCAUGUCGUGGUACAGCAUCGCGCCGCUCAACGGGCCGGUCACGGGCCCGCUGAUCGGGGGGGUUGUGUAUGAGAACCUGGGGUGGCGAUGGAGCAACUGGCUGGCCAUGAUUCUUGCGGGCGUUGCUGUGGCCAUGCUGGCCCUGGUCAAGGAGACGUACCCGCCAACGCUGAUGCAGAGGAAGGCUGCCAGGCUGCGCAAGGAAACCGGCGAUGGCAGAUGGUGGUGCCGACAUGACCAGCGCGUGUCGACGCUGGACCUGCUCAAGACCAAUCUGAGUCGGCCGUUUGUGCUGGCCGCGACCGAGCCGAUACUGUGGUUUUUCAACAUCUGGAUCUCCGUCAUCUACGGAAUUCUCUAUCUCUGCUUCAUCGCCUACCCCAUCGUCUUCACCCAACACCGCGGCUGGACCGUGUCGCAAACAGGCCUCUCCUUCCUCGGCAUCGGCCUCGGCACCCUCCUCGCCAUCAUCCUCGAACCCCUCUGGCGACGCCUCAUCCUCUCCUCCUCCUCCUCCUCCUCCUCCUCUCCCCCCACUAAAACAACACCAACACACUCCCCCCUCGCCACCACCACCAACCCAACCCAUUCUAAAUUUCCAACCCCCGAAGCAACCGCCCUAGUAAUGUGCAUCGGCGCCGUGCUAACACCACUAGGCCAAUUAACCUUCAGCCUAACCAGCCUGCCCCGCUCAAUCCAUCCCUCCAUCCCCAUCGCGCUAGGCGGCAUCCCCUUCGGCAUGGGCAACACGCUCUCCUUCAUCUACGGCAGCAACUACCUCGCCUCCGCCUACGGCCUGUACGCGGCGUCCGCCCUGGCGGGCAACGCCGUGCUGCGCUCUGUCGUGGGCGCGGCGCUGCCCUUAGCCGGGCCCGCGCUGUACGCGGCGCUGACGCCGCGGUGGGCCGGGGUGUUGCUGGGCGGGUUGGAAUGCUUGCUUAUUCCGAUCCCGUUUGUGUUUUGGCGGUAUGGGGACCGGAUACGGGAUAGGAGUCGUGUGAUUCGGUUGAUGCGGGAGGAGAGGGAUAAGACUGAAAGGCGGGAGGCGAGGGUGCUGGCUCGGAAGGAAAGGAGAGAGGUCGAGGAGGAGAGGAGGGUGAGGGUGAGGGAGGAGGGGGAAGUGGUGGUCGUCGUGAUGGGUGUGGAGGGAGAUGAGGAGAAGAAGCGGGCGGCUGCACAGGGAGCAAGGAUGGCUUGA